AGGAGAGCGGCUCGUCCGUUUGCAGGAGGCUGCACAGACCUGGAGGAAACCAAAGAGCCCACACUGAGUGACAAGCCAAAGUCUGCACUGCAGUGGAUUUCCUCAGGUGUGUGUGCGUGAGUGUGUGUGUGAGUGUGUGUGUGAGUGUGUGUGUGUGCUCCUUCUCAUUAAAACCUGAAGACGCUGCAGAAGCUUUUGGAGAAACUGUGUGGAGGUUGCCCGUCCUAAAAAAACUGUGCCACCUACCAGUUUCCAGACCAAAGAACGCCCCUGAUCAUGUGAUCACUGAAGCCAGCAGGCCUCAAGACUGCAGAGCUGUGACUGAACUCUGGGUUCACUCACUCUCUCUCUGGAUUUAAAGAAAUCAAAAACUGCUUUGAUGUCUGACCUAAAUCUUCAAUCCUAAAGCAAAGACCAACCAACGCUUCACUUUCAUCUCCUUGCACUUGGAGGACUUGGUGGUUUUGGAUGAAGAAAGUUGGAUCUGUUCUUCAGGAGGUUGCAGGUAGAGGAAGGGUGUCAAAUUCCAUGUCAGGGACAUUAACACGUGUCAUUAAAGACAGACCGAGUUUUUGUUUUGGUCUUCUUCAAAGCCACUACAUGUUACUUUAAAUGGUAAUAGUCCUAUGGGCUCCAGUUGCAAUGGCAGCUGAAAGUUUCCAGUACCGGACGAUCUACGAGUACAGGAGGGAGCGUGUGGAUGAUAUCAGUCUCCAGCUGGGCGACGUGCUCACUGUCCCCAGGUACCAGGAGGGGGAGGAACGGAGCCCCAAAGGCUGGCUGCGUGGCACCAACGAGAGGACCAAGGAGCAGGGAACAUUUCCAGGGACCUUUGUGGAGUACAUUGGUGAGAGUCCUGCAUCUAAACCCUGGCCCAGGCCUGCAGCGUGGACCAAUGUGGGGCCUCAACCUCAGGGAGCAGCUGCAGCUUCAGGUGCGGAGGCAGAGCUUCUGUCUGACACGGCCCCGGUGGUUGUGCGGAGACUCACCGAGGCCAUCGAGAAACAUGGUUUGAACAGUGAGUCUCUGUAUGGAGCCCCUGCAGCGUCUGGUGGACCUGCAGAGCUGCGACAGUCUCUCGACUCAGAUCCAGUCUCAGUGGAUCUGGACCAGUAUGAUGUGGACCUGGACACUCCCAUCAUCCCUGCCACAGUCUGCAGUGAGCUGGUCUACACUGCUGAAGAGAGUCAGAGCGUGGAGGAGUGUGGCGACAGGCUGAGGAGGAUCCUGGAGUCUCCCAGCAUCCAUCAGGCCAACCACCAGCUUCUGGUCCAUCUCAGCAGACAUCUGGCUCGGGUCAGUCUGCACAACCAGGCCAGACCUCGGCUGCUGGGACAGUCCUUCACAGAGUCCAUCUUCAAACACUCACUUCUCAGGUGUGGAAGGCUUCACCCAUUCUCUCAUUCGUUGCAGUUUUUUCACACAUUGUGGGUCAUAUAUGAAAUAAAAUAUUUUUACAUCAUUCAACAUCCUUCAUUCCUGAUCCUUACUCUAUGUAUGCAAGUGCAUGGUAACCAUAGUGACAGGACUGAGGUUUCAGGCUCUGGUAGAAAUGAACUGACAAAGUGGAGCUCAGCUGACCUUGGUUCAUACUGACGCCGAGUGCACUUGAGCAUUGAGAGGAUUUCAAGUGUAUUAAAUAAUCAUGGAAAGAACAGAAAACAUUUCAAUGUUUGGUGGAAGCUUGUGGUGUUGUUUACAUCUGAUUUUAUUUGAUGUUGUGUAUCGUUGCAUCAAUUCAGUUUGUUACUUUUUGAUCAUGUGUGUUUAUAUAGUUAUAGAAAAAUUAUUGUCACUUUAUAUACGUUUUAACACAGUGAUGGAAAAAGGGCAGCUUAUCCGCACUGUAAGCUUCUUCUGACUGAAAAUGACAUGUGUGUGGAUCUAUUGCUGCUUACAUCUGUAAGUUUAAACGUGUUGUUUUGAGACUGAUUGGACUUACCUCAGUGACAAUGUUACCAAACGAGACCAACAGCCCCUUUGUGUCCCUUUGUAAUAAAAUAGCAGAUUUGCUCUAUGGA
Molecule: messenger RNA, 2021 nt
Organism: Solea senegalensis (Senegalese sole)
Lineage: Eukaryota; Metazoa; Chordata; Actinopteri; Pleuronectiformes; Soleidae
Product: phosphatidylinositol 3-kinase regulatory subunit alpha-like
Exons: 6
Coding region: 613-1596 (327 amino acids)
Biological process (GO): signal transduction
Molecular function (GO): protein binding
Source: RefSeq, a predicted model, not a curated record